UGUUAUCUCAUCUUCAGACGCACGCAUUUUUCUUUUCUCCUUUUCUCCUUCAGUGGGCUUCAGUACCAUUUCUCGUCUUGUUCACCCUCCCCAACAUCGAUACUAACACAACGAGUAACGGUUUAACAAGUGCAAUUCAAGUAUUUUAUUUUAGAAUGUAUCGCUCAGCAGCUACUCUCAACCGGGUCAGGGCGCUGGCACCGCUAGCAGCCAGAGCGACAAUGCGCGCAUCGCGCAUCCUCACUAGCCGGGCGGCGCGGCCCAUGGCGAUGCGGCACCUGUCGACCACGCGUCCGUCGCUGAACACCUCUGACAUGGCCGAAGUGGAGGAGCCGCGCGAGGUGAUGGAAUACGACGUGGUGAUUGUGGGCGGCGGGCCGGCGGGGCUUUCGGCGGCGAUCCGGCUGAAGCAGCAGGCGGCGGCGGAGGACAAGGAGGUGAAUGUGGUUUUGAUUGAGAAGGGCGGGGAGCUUGGCGCGCAUACGAUGUCGGGAGCGUGCAUCGAGACGGGGCCGCUGGAAGAGCUGUUCCCGGACUGGAAGGAGCGGGGAGCGCCGCUGAACCAGCCAGCGCUAGAGGACCACAUGCGGUUCCUGACGGAGAAGCAUGUGUUCCCGCUGCCGCACCCGCCGACUAUGAGCAACGCAGGCAACUAUAUUGUCAGCCUGAGCAACGUCGUCAAGUGGCUGGGCGAGCAGGCGGAGGAGCUCGGGGUGGAUGUGUUCCCAGCGACAGCAGCGAAAGAGGUUAUCUAUGGCGAGGAUGGCAGCGUGCAGGGCAUUGUCACCAACGACGCUGGCGUGGACAAGCAGUUCAAGCCCAAGGACACAUUUACGCCAGGCAUUGAGCUGCGUGGCAAGGUCACGCUGUUUGCCGAGGGCUGCCACGGGUCGCUGACCAAGGGGCUGAUCCGCAAGCUGAAGCUGCGCGACGAGGGCAAGUUCCAGACAUACGGCAUUGGCAUCAAGGAGGUGUGGGAGGUGGACCCGGCCAAGCAUAACGCGGGUGAGGUCACGCACACGAUGGGGUACCCGCUGGACUACCGCACGUACGGCGGCGGACUGGUGUACCAUAUGGAGGACAACAAGGUGGCGGUGGGCCUGGUGGUGGGGCUGGACUACCAGAACCCGUACCUGUCGCCGUACAAGGAGUUCCAGCGGCUCAAGGCGCACCCGUUCGUGACGAAUCUGCUGAAGGGCGGGCGUGUGAUCUCGUACGGAGCGCGGGCGCUGGUGGAGGGCGGACUGCAGUCGCUGCCGAAGCUGUAUUUCCCGGGCGGUGCGCUGAUCGGCGACACGGCCGGGUUCCUGAACAUGCCCAAGAUCAAGGGCACGCAUAACGCGAUGAAGAGCGGGAUCUUGGCGGCCGACGAGGCAUACAAGGCCAUCGUGACGGAGGGCCGGGGCGAGGACGGGGCAGCGGUUGAGCUGCAGAGCUACGAGGAGGCGUUCAAGAACAGCAGCAUCUACAAGGAGCUGUAUGAGGCGCGCAAUGUGCGGCCGUCGUUUGACACGGCGCUGGGGAUCUGGGGCGGCAUGAUGUGGUCGGGCCUGGACACGAUGUUCCUGAAGGGCCGGGUGCCGUUCACAUUCCAGCACAAGCACCCGGACCACGCGAUGCUGAAGCCGGCUGCGCACUUCAAGCCGAUCGACUACCCGAAGCCCGACAACGAGAUCACGUUCGAUAUCCUGACCAGCGUGUCGCGCACCGGCACCAACCACGCCGAGAACCAGCCGGUUCAUCUGCGGCUCAAGGACCCGCAGGUGGAGAUUGCGCAUAAUCUGCCCGUGUUUGACGGCCCCGAGCAGCGGUUCUGCCCGGCCGGUGUCUACGAGUAUGUGGAUGAUGAGGCAAAUCCAGGCAAGAAGCGGUUCCAGAUCAACUCGCAGAACUGCAUCCACUGCAAGACCUGCGAUAUCAAGGACCCGUCGCAGAACAUCAACUGGACUGUGCCCGAGGGCGGCGAUGGCCCGCAGUACGUUGACACAUAA
Linderina pennispora is the source of this 1991-nucleotide messenger RNA. RefSeq lists its product as uncharacterized. The transcript is spliced from 2 exons. Gene Ontology annotation, cellular component: mitochondrial inner membrane. Lineage: Eukaryota; Fungi; Kickxellomycota; Kickxellomycetes; Kickxellales; Kickxellaceae. Bases 156 to 1991 code for a protein of 611 amino acids. Gene Ontology annotation, biological process: electron transport chain. Gene Ontology annotation, molecular function: electron-transferring-flavoprotein dehydrogenase activity; iron-sulfur cluster binding. The record is from RefSeq and is a predicted model, not a curated record.